AUGUCAUCACACACCUGGCCAAAAAGCCGCCGCUGCCUGCCCCUAACACCUCUAGGGGCCUCACGACCGUACAUAAAACUCUCAAAGCGACUCGCAGGCAAAGCAUGCAGCCGGUGUUGCCACUUUAGCUUCGCAACAUCUCUGCGCGAGCUAAGCAAAGGCAAGUCUAAAUCUCCCCGGACAGCCUCUGACCCAGUCAACGUGGGACACCCCAAAAUCAUCCGUGCAGCCUUAAGCCGCACAGACUCCAAAGCUCUCGACUGGGUGGUGGUGGGCACAAGGACCUCACUGGCAUACUCUAAGCAUGGACGCAGGGCAGUCAACAAAAGCAGGCGCUUAACACGCACUGUGAGGGUAAGUAUACACGUGCGAUAUAUCCACCAGAGCCCUGGGGUACUAAAGGCUACCCCCUGUAGUCCGAGCUUGCUAUUUGUCUAUGCCACGCUCCCAGGUUCGAUCCCCAGGAAAAACACUGGUACUUCAAGGGUCUUUACAUCAACCAUAUACCACACACAAAAACAACAUUACAAAUACCCUAAUUCCUGGGCCGUUUCCAUAGAUUGCGCGCGUGCUUUGCACAAAAGUCUCCUAAGUUCGCCAGGUGCAGCAAAGAGGAGAAAUGAACGCAUAGCAACACACAGACGCGAAUGCUUUGACAUCUUCAGCAUCUUAAUUACCGAGCACUUGCCACUCGAAAGGAACCACUCUAUGAAGUCUAGAGGACGUAUCGGAAACGUCCGGGAGUCUCCCUGUAUGGUAUACCGUAUACUCUUGUCGUCCGUCAUCCUGUGCACCUUGGGUCGUUUAUACGGACGUGUUGAACCACAAGAUCGUCUGCUAGCAAUUCUUGAAAGGGUGGCCGUUGAUAAAACAGUUAUUCUCACGCAGACUUCUUGCGGAUACAUAGACUUUGCUGAGAAUUGGAUAAAGCACGCCGAAGGACUAGGCAUCAAGAACUACCUCACGGUUGUAGAUGAUGAAAUCAGUUUUGAAUACCUCAAUUUGAGAUAUCCUGGUCACAUUGUGUCGGUCGAUGUUUUCUCGCCCGGGGCAACAAACUUUGACCAGCCGCUUCUAGAUUUCGGUUCCAAGCUCUUCAACAAAAUGUCAUGCGAUCGGCUGACUUAUCAAAGGAAGGUCUUGGAAAGAGGCUUCACUAUGCUCUGGAUUGAUAUGGAUACUGUGCUGUACCAAGAUCCGGUGGCUGUGAUGCCGGGGGGCCUCGACUUCAUCGCAACAGACGAUAUCUUAGAUGAAGAGGGCCUAAAUCAAUCAGAGCAGAAAACGGGAAACAUAUGUGGGUGCCUAAUGUUCUUUCGGCCUACCAGGAAUGCUAAAGACUUUUUACGUCAGUGGUAUGACAAGUGCACCACACAGGAGCUCCCAGAUCAAACCGCCUUGAAUGCCUUGUGGAGGGAGAGUGAUUGGAAGCAGAGACUGCAUUGGUACAUUAUGCCGAGACAGUUGUUCCCUUCAGGAAGGUUGGAGCCAAAGAUUGACAGCGUGCCAGAAGCAAAGCACCGUGACAAGUCAAAGAUGUUUCCUGUCUUCAUCCAUGCAAAUUACAGAAUUGGCAAAAAUGACAAGCGAUUGUUUCUAAAGGAGAGAUCAGCAUGGAUAAUACCUGACGGCCAGCUUUACCCCGACUGUUUUAGACCGCCCUCACAAGCAUAAUGCAAUCCGGGAUGGAUUCUUCAUCCUCCAGAUAUGCGCUAGACCAUGAAUAUCAUAUGGAGGAUAUCAAGCAUUGUGACGUAUGCACGUAUUACUUGUAUCUGUCCAGCUAGAACAAAUGUUUGAAUACUCGGAAUGUGUGCAAGAUUACAAGGGCUUGUUGGGUGUGAGAAAAUGUCAGUGGUCCGCGAAUGUCAAAUGUCACAAUGGUUGAACUGUCACAGAUCACAGAUGUAAUCUGAGAUAUUACAAGCC
Coccomyxa subellipsoidea C-169 is the source of this 1929-nucleotide messenger RNA. RefSeq lists its product as hypothetical. The transcript is spliced from 4 exons. The coding region runs from base 1 to 1674 and encodes 557 amino acids. NCBI's taxonomy places the organism in Eukaryota, Viridiplantae, Chlorophyta, Trebouxiophyceae, Coccomyxaceae. Gene Ontology annotation, molecular function: glycosyltransferase activity. Gene Ontology annotation, cellular component: Golgi apparatus. The record is from RefSeq and is a predicted model, not a curated record.